Messenger RNA from Nerophis lumbriciformis (worm pipefish), 1050 nucleotides. The record is from RefSeq and is a predicted model, not a curated record. Lineage: Eukaryota; Metazoa; Chordata; Actinopteri; Syngnathiformes; Syngnathidae.
AUGAGAGACCAGGUGGAAUGUUUGUUGCGUCGGCUCGUUCGACGAAUACCGACUGAAGUUCUAAAAGUGACGCUGGAGAAGUGGGGCCGCCUGACGGUGGCUCAACAACAAAACAUCGACUUUAAGCAGACAAAAUGGGCGUUGGCAGACGAAUUUAUCGCCCUAAGUGAGGAAAACGGAUGGACUAUUCGUCAAAUAGCAGAGUUGGAAAUGAUAUAUGUUAUUGACAAUCCAGACCAGGGCAUGUGGCAUGCGUUCCAACUCGUGGAUCCUGACACUGAUGCUUCAAGUGUUGGAUUGAUACAGUUCAAAGAAAAGUUCAAAUCCAACCUCAGCUAUCUCGUAAGACAUGUUUCUAUCAAGAUGAAGAAGAACACUGAUGAGGCAAUAUGGAUCCGCAUUGCAUGGGGCGAUAGCUAUUCUCGACCGAACAACAUGAUACCAACAUAUGUUGUUCACUAUCUCCAAACCCCUUAUGUGUUUGUGACAAGAAUGACAUCCAAGCAAAAGCCCCUCUUGUCCCAGGCCUUGAUUAUAGCAACCCGACAUCAGGGUAUUAAAGAUGCUAAACUCAGUGGCCGAAAACUCUCAGCAAUUCGCGACCUCCUGAUGCAGCAGUAUGAUCAGGUUUUCCCUGCCAAGUAUCCCAUCCCUCUUCAAGAAAGGAGUCAAAUAGCCUUACACCCCCACUUACAUCGAGAACAUGCAAAAGUUGAAGAAAAUCGACAUCAGUUGGCCUACGAAGCGUUUGGUGGUGGCAAGUUACCGCAGCUACAGUCUGUGGUUUACAAGCUGGACACAAAGUUCAAGGACCCAACCAACCAGGCGAUGAUGGAACGAGAGAAGCCGUUCAAGUGUGUCGUCACAUUUGCGAGCACCAACCUACUAGAGUCACUGCGGCACUGCGCUUCUUCAGGAAUUGCUUCAACUCCUGUAACACCUCUGCUUUCGUCCAUCCCCCGAAAAGGAAGAAAUUAUUUCGUCAUUACAGACCGUGUCCAAGCACCUUCCACAAAAAUGAAUCAGCCAACAAAUCCAUCCGUUUCUUAA